This is a messenger RNA of Sorghum bicolor (sorghum), 852 nucleotides long. RefSeq lists its product as uncharacterized. The record is from RefSeq and is a predicted model, not a curated record. NCBI's taxonomy places the organism in Eukaryota, Viridiplantae, Streptophyta, Magnoliopsida, Poales, Poaceae. The coding region runs from base 313 to 639 and encodes 108 amino acids. The transcript has a single exon.
CCACCUGCAACGACACCAACGGCGGAUACGGCACGCUGGCAUCCGCGCCGCCACCUCCCCCUCCCCCUCCCUGUCCGCCUGUCCGGUCCCGGCAGCUAGCAUGUCCUUCUCCGUCCCGUGCUACUUAAACCAGCUCGCCGCCUGCUCUAAACCUUCGUCGUGCCGGGCGUGCCCCACCUUUAAUUAACCAGCAGCAAGCAAGCUAAUAGUCAACUAAGAAUCCAAGGCUACUGCUACUGCUGCUGCUAGUCAUCUACAUCAUCGGUUGUAGUCUGAUCGUGGGUGCUGUUUGUUUGGGACGGAGGGGAGCGGAUGGUAAUGGAGGCGGCGGCGUCAUUGUCGUCGGCGUCGUUGAGCGUGCUGCGGCACAGUCUACGCGCCACCGUGUGCUGCUUCGUCAGCGGCGGCAGCAGCAGCGGGGGCCUGGGCGAGCGGAUGCGGUGGCGCCGCCGCGCGGGCGCCGGGGACUUCCGGUACGACCCGCUCAGCUACGCGCUCAACUUCGACGAAGGCGACCACGGAGGAGUCGACGGCGAGGAGGAGGACCGCGCCGGUGGCCGCCUCGUCGACGCCUUCCUGUUGUCCUCGCAGCUGGUCACGCGGAGGCCGGGGGCCGCCGCCGUCGUCGAGGCCGCCUAGCCGCAGGGUAGGUAGAGCACCUGUGUGCAGACUCCAGAGUGUGUGUAAACUGGUGAUGAUGUGUUCCCCCGGUUUGAUUCUACUGCUUUUGGACAAGCCAGCGGAAAAUCAUGUUUUUUUUUAAGAAUCCGGCGGCUCAAGAGUUCAUCUGAUUCUACUGCUUUUGUAAGUAUAUUUUUUUUAUUCUCUUAAACUUAUCAGCUGAAAUUAUUU